AUGGCUAGCGAAGGUUUAGAAAAAAUCACUGAAGUUCCUGUUGAAUUCUUCAAAGAUGGAAGUGCUUUCAUCAAAAAGUGUCAAAAACCAGACAAGAAAGAAUAUCUUAAAAUUAUUAGAGCCGUUGGUGUUGGUUUUGUCAUGAUGGGUGUUGUUGGAUACGUUGUCAAAUUGAUCCACAUUCCAAUCAGAUACUUACUUGUUUAA
Molecule: messenger RNA, 207 nt
Organism: Hyphopichia burtonii NRRL Y-1933
Lineage: Eukaryota; Fungi; Ascomycota; Pichiomycetes; Serinales; Debaryomycetaceae
Product: translocon subunit
Exons: 2
Coding region: 1-207 (68 amino acids)
Biological process (GO): post-translational protein targeting to membrane, translocation; protein targeting
Cellular component (GO): membrane; Ssh1 translocon complex
Molecular function (GO): transmembrane protein transporter activity
Source: RefSeq, a predicted model, not a curated record